Molecule: messenger RNA, 2514 nt
Organism: Pantherophis guttatus
Lineage: Eukaryota; Metazoa; Chordata; Lepidosauria; Squamata; Colubridae
Gene: BNIP2
Product: BCL2 interacting protein 2
Biological process (GO): apoptotic process
Cellular component (GO): cytoplasm
Source: RefSeq, a predicted model, not a curated record
UUUGCUCACGUGUCCUUCCGGGGCAGGGUCGCCACCUUCGGGAGGGGUCGUUCCGGCCGGCUGUGAACGACAGAGGCACCGCGUUGAGAAACGUAUUUUGCAGUUCCUCACAUCUCCCCCAACAAUACGGAACUCUGGAUCAAGACGGAGCUGCGUUAGCCCUUGAGGCAAAGCUGAGGAUGGAAGGAGUGGAAGUUAAGGAGGAGUGGCAGGACGAAGACUUUCCCAGACCUUUGCCAGAAGAUGACCAAAUGGAGGCUAUGUCUGGGCCAGCUGAAAGAGGAGACCAAUCCGAAAUUAAUGGCAACAAAGUUAAGAAGAAACUAAUAGCUCCAAAUAUAAACUUGACUUUGGAUCAGAGUGAAGAGUCCAUUUUAUCUGGCUUAGAGGCAAGUGGAGAUAUUGACUUGGAUGAUAUAGACACCCCCUCGGAGAACAGCAAUAAUGAGUUUGAGUGGGAAGAUGAUCUUCCAAAGCAGAAAAGCUCCGAUGCUGCUCGGAAGGGCUCUCUGCUGGAAUACACGGCAUCGGAAGAGAAGGAGGAAGAACGGCGAUGGCGGAUGUACCAGAUUGGUGACCAGGGUCACCGAGUGGACAUGAAGGCCAUUGAGCCCUACAAGAAAGUAAUUAGUCACGGAGGCUAUUACGGGGAUGGGCUAAAUGCAAUUAUUGUCUUCGCGGUUUGCUUCAUGCCAGAAAGUAGUCAGCCAAACUACCGAUACUUAAUGGAUAAUCUGUUUAAAUACGUUAUUGGCUCCCUAGAAUUAUUAAUAGCGGAGAGCUAUAUGAUUGUUUAUCUCAACGGGGCAACCACACGGCGGAAAAUGCCCAGCCUAGGUUGGCUCAGGAAGUGUUACCAGCAAAUUGAUAGGAGGUUAAGGAAAAACCUGAAGUCCUUAAUAAUAGUCCAUCCUUCCUGGUUCAUUAGAACACUUCUGGCAGUCACAAAGCCAUUUAUUAGCUCAAAAUUCAGCCAAAAAAUCAGAUACGUCUUUACUUUGGCAGAGCUGGCAGAGCUCAUUCCCAUGGACAGCGUUACCAUCCCCGAAUGCAUAAAACAGUAUGAAGAAGAAAAAUUUAAAAAGAAACUCCAAAGAAUUGAUCAAGACCUUAAUGGGAAACAGGAGCAGAAGUCUGAACAGUAAAAAGAACUAUUUCUGAAUUCAAGCCGAGAGUGAAGAACACGCUGGGGGAUUUGAGGUCCUGAAGAACACGCUGGCCUUCUGCGUCCGGACUUGGCCUGUUGGAUGAUGCACUGCUGAGUGGGUUUGCACGUCCCAGGUGAUGCCGACACUUCGUAGUUGCCUUUCUUAUAACUUUCACACGGCAGUGUCACAAAAGGCAUCCUAGGAGGGGCACCCAUUGUUAUAUUGCGAUGCUUAUUCAGUAAGUAUUUAUAUGCUUCAACAUUAAGGGGAGAGAUAAUAUAUAUUUUUAUGACUCUUCGACGCAUAUUUUAUAAUGUUCAUCUGCAAAAAACCUCUUGAGACACAUUAGCCCACCGAUGACGGUUAUCGUUUAUUUAGGAAUAAAAUGCAUGAGAAUUUCUUAUAUAUGGUGAAAUGCUUCUUGGCUAAAGAAGAUGUAACUUUGGUUAUCUGCUACGCCUAGCAAGAUCCUUUGCUGUUUCCACUGUGGGAUGUGCCUAACCCUUGAGUUGGGUGUCCUCAGCACAAACUCGAUUUGGUCCAAGCCUUUCUGGGUUGAAAUUCUGAGGUUUCAACUCCCUCGCCUCUGAACAGAAAGAUCCGGUAAUUGAGAAUACCACUACUACUGUUUGAAUGUUGGGGCUGGUGGAGGCUCUGUAGUUCUGGAUGCCCAGGGAUCGGAAUAUUUCCCAAAAAUAUUUGGGAAUUUGGGCGACAUUCCAGAGCGGAAUGGUGGUGGCCUCCUACCCAAGGAGAUCUCAGUCCAGCUUCUGCUGAUGUGCCUUGCUGGUUUGCCGCCCACCCCAUAAUGUGGAGCGGAGUUGCAGAACAUGGUAUCGGGAUGUGGCACAUGAGAGUAGAGAAAGUUUACCCAGAGUUAGGGCCAAGGACAGCUUAGCCUACGGAGUCCACCCUGGGUCUCGCCAGGGUGGGAGAACAAUGUUACGCGGUUAUUUCAUACUUUGGAAAGCAAGGCUCUUGAAACGGCACUUUCCACCAGCACUAGCUUCACUUUAUACACUUUUUUAAAAAAGGAGUCUGUGUGUGUGUGUGUGUGUGUUUGUGUUGCAUGUUUUACCUGUUUUUAAUGGCUGCUUUCAGAGCGGCCUCCUCAGUUAAAGGGCGCAGAUGUGUCGUAUGCACUAAUUCCUAGCGGGUUAAUCAUCAAAGCCGUAGUGGAUAGUAGCAGAAACGUUAAAAGCGUUUUUUGGAAAGCUUGGGCAUCGCUCCAUUUUCAUUUGUAUUUAAAAUUUGUGUGUGUCGUUAGCAACACAGCCUUUUCUUGUUCCCAGUGUUUAUGGGCGGAAAAAUACCGCCCCUGUGUCAGUUCAUAACCCAGUCAAUAAAAUGUUUUUAAAUAAAAGAA